GGCGUCCUUUCCCGAACUAUCUCUGGGGGUCCGCCAUGUUGUUUCCGGUUUCCGCCGAGGUUGGUACCCAGUCUUUUGGCCCUACGUUCUUCUGGUAAAAAACACACAGAAGCUGACGCCCGGCACCAAGCUGUGAUUGCACGGUCCUCUCAUGUCUGAAAGCCUUAGGACAAUGGACACAUCGGAGGUGAGUAGUAUAGUUAGCCUUGCCUUGUCUUAUAUUGUACUUUAGGACUUUUGAAAAUGGAAAUGGAAGAAUAAACUUAAUGUAAGAUAAAUACAUGCAGAUGAUAGCACCGAAUGUGUCGACGGAGCCAACCAGUCUCUGGUUUUCCUGACAUGGUCUGUUUGUUGUAGGGGUUGGGUUGACUCAGAAGGUGCCAACCUCUCAUGUCCCGUGAAGUCUAAACAGGCUUCAUGGACACAAGCAUGAUGUGAACGGAGCUUCAUUCCCAGGCUGGAGAUGAACACAGCAUUCCACAGUGUUCACAAGUGCUCAGACUCAGAUGGAGUCACGGGGGUUUUCUUUGCUAAAGUUGUAUAGUUGUAUAGUUCCAGACAGCUUUUGGAAGAGCCCACUACGUCAGAUGAGACCUAGAAGGUAGGAAGACAAAGCACUCCGGACCCUUCACUUCUCUCCCUACGUGCGUGCAUGUAGAGCAUAGCGGUGUCCAGACAUGUUUCUAGUAAUAAUUCGUCUUUACUGUUUGCAUUUUUUCUCCCAAUCACUGUAGUCUUGGUUCAGAUUCUCAGCGUCUCAUCACAGUCGAAUGGAAACACUGUUCUCUGCCAGCUGCCUUACUUCCGUCUUCUGCCAUGCUGCAGAGUUGCCCGUCCUCUUUCCCGGGAAGGUCUUCAUUUCAGUCCUGAUGCUGCUGCUGCUUUCUUCGCUUAUUUUCUGAGUUCUUUUUCUCCUGAUCGUAACUUACCCUUUUCUUCUUCUCAGUUCCCCACUCAUUCCACAUUAGAGGACUUCUGUGAUCCAGUCCUUUGCUGUGAGUUUAGAGAUUAUUUCUUGGUAGCAUGGACCACUUGUGUAGCAUUCAGACCAUAAGUUUAACUCCUGUGUUGAUACGAAGAGGCGCAACAAGCUCUCCUUGUCAGAAUGGAAGUAGUAUCCUCCAUUUUUUUUCUUGUAUAUGAUAUUGAUGCCAAUCUACCUUGUGGCUUUGGUGAGUACUCUAAAAUGAGGGAUAUUUUUUUCCUGGAUCCUUCUUUUUAUUCCCUCCACUUCCUUUCUCCCAGCUUUGCUCCCUGAGGUCUAACGUUAGGAGUUACAAUUCCCGCCAGCUCUGUUGUUGUUCAUUCUGCUCCAGUGGCACAUGUGAUGCUGUAGAUGGUAAGGAAGUGUGGUUGCCUAGAAACAAGCAUAUGCUUUCUUGUCACACCAGAACUGUCCGUCUCUGCUAGGUGCUAGGCUGGAAGGGUCUGUUCCUCAGGGGUGAGGCCUGAGUGCUGACGAGCUGUACAGCUAGCAGGCAGGUGUGGUGAAGGCCUUGGGAGAAAACAGAAUAAGUGGAUACCAUUUGUGUGCGAGUCAUGAGAAAGGCACAUGGAGCAUGAGUAAAAACAGGAGCACACGUCUGGAUAAUGUACAUAUCUUGCUUAUAUAUUUUGUAGCAAUACUUCCAUCUAGUUCGUAGAUUAUACAAAAUAUAUUAUUUGCUCAAAAAUGUCUUGACAUAAUUUUAAACACAGGAGAAGGCACCAGCUAGAUUGUAGUCCGUACAGGGUUGGGAUGGGAUUCUCUACAAAGGCUGUAAGUACUCUGGGUCAGGUUCAGCAGCUUGCCUGAUGUUUGCCAUAGACAGAAACCAGAGUGUGGGAAUCCACAGGUAAAGGUGAGAAGCGUACUGUGCACUCUUACCUUCACUGACCUACACAGUGCCUGGGUUCAUGAUCAGUAGCUCAGAAGGAACACUGGAAGCACAUUUGGACAACAGGAGUAUUGACAUACUGUCUGGAUGGUAGAAAUAAAGGUAUUUGUGUCUCCUAUCAAAGCUCAUCAGAAAUGACCACAGCAGAAGACUUUACUAGUAAAGUGUUUAGCACUAGGAGCUUUGAAGACAAGGUCCCACUAUGUGAGCUUGGUUGGCCUGGAACUUGCUCUGAAAACCAUGCUGGUCUUGAACUCACAGACAACCUGCCCCUGCUUUCCAAGUGCUGGCCUCAAAGAGGUAUCAGUCCAUCAUGGCAGUGAUGGCAGGUUGGAGUGGCUCCAUCAGUGGAGGUGAGAGUGUGAAGAGGAGCAGCUGUUCACACCAUGGCAGACCUGGAACCUGAGAGAGAAGUGGGAACCAGGGGCAGGUAUAACCUUCAAAGACACCCAUUUGUAGUCUACUUCCAGCAGCCAGACCCCUACCACCUAACCCUUCCACAGCCUUCAAAGUAGCACCACACGCUUCAGAUCUCAUGCUCAAAACAGUGAGCCUGUAGGGAACAUUCCACAGUCAAACCAUGAAAGGACAUCACUAAGGGCAUCUCUUAGUAUAACUGUGCCCUCUUUGUCAGGCAGGACUACAACUAUUCCAGACACUCAGUUGUGCUUCCUAGUAAAGAAGCAAGGCCUGCUGACACAUUUGCUGAAGGCUGGGGAAAUACAGCGUGAGUACUAGAAUAAGACAGACAGCUAACACACACACACACACACACACACACACACACACACACACACAUGACCAGUUACAGAAAUGAAGACUAGUUAUGUCAGUUACUUCUGUUUUAUAACAAGUAUGUUUAUGUCUGAGGAUGUAGCUAUGAUAGAUCACUUUCCAGGACUGUUUUUAUAUGUGUUCACAUGUAGCAAGCAAGUAUUUUGGAUGCUAAUUUUUUUCUGAAAUUUUUCUGGAAUUAGGAUGUGAGCAUUGUUAGAAGUGACUGCUGUUUCUUUUUCUUGGAAUCUAAUUUUAAUGUGUGAAUUCAAAUUUCUCAUCUUUUCUUGUAGUGUGUGCUUAUUGACUCUACUUCCUUUUAUAAAGGUAUUACCUCACUGGAAAUUAAAAGUAGAACAGUUCUGACCAAGAAGGCAGUGUGGGCUGUAAACUCAGUUCAGUGUACAUAUGUGGGUGUUCAUCAGUGUUUGUUUGUGGUGUUCCCUGCUCCAUCCUCAGAUUUGGAUCUUCUCUAGCUGAUGCUGUCUGUAUUUUUUGGCUGUCAGAGCUAUAGUUUAUGUUUUGAUAAGCAGCAACUCCUGCUUUGGUGAAGUUACAUAAGCAAGGUGUAUAUCACAUCUCAGGCCACGAUAGCUUCACAGAGUGGCCUCCUGGAGUUUGCUGAUCAGUAAGAAAAAGAACAGCAAACCUAAUGCCAGCUUCAAAAGGUCAUCAGAGGUGGCAGGUUACUUCUACAGGUAAUUCCAUAGACAGCGUCACCUAGUCCUGUCUGAGGCGAAGUGAGGUGGGGGUGGAGGUAUAUGUUCUGUCCACAUAAACAGCACUGAAAAGGAGUAGGCGGUGGUCCCCAUGUCCUGGAAUCCUUCACACAUACGCCAGCACAUCCAAGGUACCAUCUUUUUAGUGCAUUGUAUUUGUCUUAAGUCUCAAAAUGAUGCCAGGAAUUUAUUUCACACUCACUAUAACUACUCUUGUUUCAGAUAUCUGGCAUUUACAGAUGGAUUUCAACCUACCCUGUACAAAGUAUAGCAGACUGGAGUAUGUGUGGGAACUUGGUAAUGAGCUGAAGGGGUAAACCUUGAGUCUUGGGCAGCAGUGGUGGAUGACUUAACCCUGAAGGUUGGACACCUUCCUAGAUGAGCCCUGGUUCUGCACCCUGGUCGUUCCUAGUCGAUGCUCUCCAAGCCCGUGUCUCUGGGGUUGGUGUCCUUUGAGGAUGUCUCUGUGGACUUCACCUGGGAAGAGUGGCAGGACCUGGAUGAUGCUCAGAGGAAGCUCUACAGGGAUGUGAUGCUGGAGACCUACAGCAGCCUGCUGUCCUUGAAUCGGUGUGAUCCCAAACCUGAGUUGAUCCUGAAGUUGGAACAAGAAGCUGGGCCAUGGAAGGAAGAUGUCCCAAACCAGAGCCUCCCAGAUCUGCAGCAUGUGAAUGGCCCGGAUGAGAUCAGCCAGGAUAGUCAAAAGAUGCGUGGAUGCAGUCUGGUAAUUGCCAAGAGCAGCACGUCAGCUGAGCAGAGGGCUGAAGCAGGAAAACCAUUUACUAGCCCAAGCUGUAUUUUGAGGCUGGCUGUAAAGAAUGACGUGUCUUCUGGAACGAGACAUGGGGCACGUAAUAUGUGGGCUAAUGUGCUUCUCCCUAGUGAGCCCAGUGAGGUGCAGGCGGUAGAGGAACGUGGUCUUCCGGUUGUGACCAGGGUGUCCCCCAGGCUUCCUGAGCCUCUCAGCCUGUAUCACAGUACUCAAUGUGAAGAACGGCACUUGCAGUGUCGUAGGCACAGUGACGCUUUCCACACGAAGACAGUGUGGCUACAGGACACAUUUCCUAUCAGAGACCCCUCCAGUAAAUUGAGGAACUACAGGAAAGGAUUAGAAAAGUUAGCUCUUCCUGGUCUAGGAGGGACCCAGGUACAGGAGCAAGCUUUUGAAUGUAAAGUGUGUGGGAGAUUGUUCUAUAGAAAUUCUCAUCUCACACAGCACUUAAAAACCCACAAAGAAAAGAAAUAUUAUAAAGGCAAUGAUUGUGGGCCAAUAUUCAAUAUACAAUCAAACCUCCAAAAACAUCAGCAUUCACAUGUGGGAGAAGAGCCUUACACAUGUGAUGAAGAUGAGAAAUACAUUUGCCAGAAAUCAGAAAAGAGUGUGCAGCAGAGCAUCAUAGGGGAUGGAAGGAAUGUGUACGGGAAAAUGGUUGGCUCAAAAUUAAAUCGCAGUGUUCAACAGAACCCUCCCAAGGCUGAGAAAUCCCAUGAAUACAGUAUAUCUGGAAAGACAGUUAGUAAGUCGAACCUCCAGCUUGAGCUGGCACACAGAUAUGAGAAAGCGUAUGAAUGUGAUACUUGUGGGAAAACCUUUAACCACACACCAGGUUUCUACUUGCAUUCGGGAGCCCACACAGCUGAGAAACCCUACGAGUGUAAAGACUGCCAGCAGUCAAAACCCAUCGUGAACCAGCAAACCCCCACGCAGGAAAAACGCUACGUGUGUAAUGUGUGUGGAAAAGCCUUUUACAAAAGAGCCCACUUACAUGCACAUCAGAGAACUCACACAGGUGAGAAGCCUUAUGACUGUAAAGAAUGUGGGAAGUCUUUCAGGCUGAAGUCAUUUCUGGUUGUACAUCAGAGAAUUCACACGGGUGAAAAACCCUUUGCAUGUACCACGUGUGGGAAAAGUUUCAAGCAGAGGACAAGUCUCUACACGCACAUACGAAUUCACACGGGUGAGAAGCCCUAUGAAUGUAAAGAAUGUAGGAAAUCCUUUAUUCUCAAGUCAUACCUCACCGUACAUCAGAGAACUCACUCGGGUGAGAAACCCUAUGAGUGUGAUGUAUGUGGAAAAUGCUUUAAGCAAAAUUCCCACCUUCAUGCACACAAGAGAACUCACACAAAUGAGAAACCCUAUGAGUGUAUAGUGUGUGGCAAAAGUUACAAGCAGAGCCCAAGCCUCUAUACACAUAAGAAAAUCCAUACAAGCGAGAAGCCCUAUGAAUGUAAACAGUGUAGGAAGUCAUUUAGUUUGAAGUUUCAUCUCACCAGACAUCAGAGGACGCACUCGGGUGAGAAUCACUACCAGUGAGGUGUGUGAUGAGCCUAUAAGUCGAGUUCACACCUGUGUGCAUCAGAGAGCUCACCAGGGAGAGAUCCUAUGAAGAUGCAGAACAGCUCCACCACUAGUCAUCUGCCCACCAUUCUCAGGAGCUUUCCUGCGGAGAAACUCCACCCGUGUUCCAUAUGUGGAAAGGCCUGCCCGGUGUCAAGCUGGUACACAGGUCAGAGAAUUCACGCAGGUGACAAACUUUUAUAAUUAAAAAGAAAAUAUUCCAGCCAAAGAUAGAUCAGAGAACUCACAAACGGGGAGAAAUCUUAAGAGCAUAUAAAUGUAAAAAAUAUCUCAACCAUAGAUAUAACUCACUGUGCAUUAAAACACAUACACGUAGAUGAAAUGUUGAAAACCCUUACUCCAGAUAUCAUAUCUCAUCAGUCAUUAGGUAAUGUAUACCCUAUAAGGAAGCCCUAUGAAUGUAGAAAGUCCUUCAACCAUAGGUCAUCCUUUACUGCAUACCAAAGAAGACGCAUGGGGACAUCUCCAUGGAUGUUGUUUAUGUGCAGAAAACAGGUACUCAAGACAAACGUCCGUGUCCACCAGAAAACUCAAAACUGAGAGACUCUGACUCUAAAUACUGUAGGAAAUAUUUCAGCCAUAAGCCAUCUGUUGCCGUACGUGAAAGAAGUCACAUAGGUGAGUAACCCUAAACACAUAGGUGAGUAUAAUGGAAGCAGGGAACCCUUUAAGAGAUGCCAGGUCUCUUUUUAUUAAAGAACUUGCACUGCUGAGGAACCCCAAGAGUAGCUACAGGGAAAUGCCUUUUCCAGUAGGCAGUCCGCUCUAAACAUCAGUGACUGGCUGGAAGCACAUGAGUAAUGUAUGUGGGAAACCCUCUUCCUGGAUGUCAGCAGACGUAAUCACUGUAUCUGGAAGAUCCACAUCUCUAAGUCAGACCUCGGGAGACAUUAGAGUUAGCACAGAGACUGUAAAGCAGGUAAUAAUGUGGGCAGUGUUUCUAAGAAGUCGCUCAGCAGGAAUCAGUCCCAAACGCAGAGUCCCAUGGGCUCCCAAGAUUUAUUUUCCUUGCUGCACUCAUAAGCCUGUGCUGUACAGUGCAUUUCUGUUUGUGAGCCGUCUGCUAAGCUCUAGUGGAAUGUAAGUGCGCGUGUUCUAUUUAUUUCUAUCCCGCUAUCCCCAGAAUCUUACAACAAACCCCACCUGGGUGCCCAUCCAUAGUUGGCCUGAAGUGCACAUAACCUCUAGCAUGUUUGGGAGCCAUGUGGAGAAGGGCACUGUGGCUCAGGAAUAGUUUGUCCUGAGAGCUGUGAUCCUCCUGCCUGUUUCUGCCAUCUCUCUAGUGUCUGGAAGGGAGAUCCGCACAAUCUGUAAUAGGGCAGGCCCACAGCCGUUAGUUUACCCUAGGAGGUGGGGGAGACAAAUAAAUUCUCUUUUUAGAAAGCUGUCCGGAGAGAGAUCCUUGUUGCCACUCUUCAUUCUCAUGCUGCUUUGUGGGGAGAAGAAAUCCUGAUGAAAUUCCCAUAAAUAGCGAGUGUCUCUGGUAGGGAUCUUCCACUAAACAGAUCAUUGUGUGAACUUUUUUUUAUGUGAAACCUCUCAACUUCCAGUCAGGUUUCAAAAAUCCUGACCAAGGAAAAUUAUCACUAUGGAAUCUGUACAUUAAUUUUUUAAUGGUAAAUCUCAUAUUCCAGUUUUUCAAAAUCUGCAUGCCAGGAGAUGAACAUUAAUAAUGCUGCCUAUCGGCGGGCAUCAGUCUCUGUCUGGGGUCAUUUGUGGUGUUGUAACCAGAGUUUGGGAGAGGCCAGUGGCACAUGCAGGGGUAUAGCUGACCAGCCUACGGUGUGUUGGGUAGUACACUCAUGUAUGUAUGGUUCAAGGAUGUGAGUGUGUCAUAUCAUCAUGUUCCAUGAUGAGACUUAGCAGAAGGGACUCUCCGUGGCUUCGUGUUGCAAUGAACAUUGAUAUUUCCUACAUUUGAUGACAUUCUGGCCUCUUUAUAUCUUCCUAGCCUCAGACAUUGUAUUAUAUACCUUCUUAAUCUUGUGUCAUCUAAAAGUGUAUGACAGUUAUUACUGGCUCAAGUAAAUAAAGGUAUUCUUUUCCUCA
Messenger RNA from Alexandromys fortis (reed vole), 7778 nucleotides. Its product is annotated as zinc finger protein 39-like. NCBI's taxonomy places the organism in Eukaryota, Metazoa, Chordata, Mammalia, Rodentia, Cricetidae. The transcript is spliced from 6 exons. Gene Ontology annotation, biological process: regulation of transcription by RNA polymerase II. The record is from RefSeq and is a predicted model, not a curated record. Bases 3786 to 5684 code for a protein of 632 amino acids. Gene Ontology annotation, molecular function: DNA-binding transcription factor activity, RNA polymerase II-specific; RNA polymerase II cis-regulatory region sequence-specific DNA binding.